GAUGCGAUAUAGAGACACUGAGACAAGGGGCGAGACGGUGUGAAAAACACACAGAGAGAGAAAAGAAGAAAGUGAAAAGAAGGUUAAGUUUGUGGUAUUGGGGUAACCGCCCCAGUAACAACAUCCAAGGAGAGGCGAUUGUCGCGCUCACAUGGGGAUCACAGUGGACCACAUGAUGAACAUCACGAUGGCAAGUGCCCAAUCUAGCCAGCUCUGCGGAAGGUCGGUUCCCCUCACAGAGGGGCUGACUCUUCACGACAUGUUCGAGAAACUCAUAUCGGCAGCAGAGGACGCGGGCAACGAACAGUUCUUGAACAGCACCGCGGUUUUCUUCGUCGGCACGCGCGUCUCGUUCCGCGAACUCGACCGGACGUCGAACCGCCUCGCGCGCCGCCUGGUGGGUGAAAUCGGCGAGCACGUCGCGGCGACGCGCGACAAUGUCGUCGUCGUCGCCAUGGCGCCGAGCGAGCGUCUCGUCGUCGCGCUGCUCGCCGUGCUGAAGAGCAGCGCCGCCUACCUGCCCGUCGACCCGCGCUUCCCCGCGCGUCGCCUCGCGUACGUCGUCGGCGACGCGCGACCGCUGUGCAUCGUCGCCGACCGACGCGACGCGACGCUCGAGGAGGCGACGCGGUCGUUCGCCGCCGCGCCGACGCCUGUUUUUACGUACGACGAGCUGAUGACGUCGGCGAACGACGUCGCCGCGGGGAGGCUGAAGCCCAGCGAGCGGCUGCCGCAGGCGCGCGAUGCUGCGCUGCUCGCCUGCGUGCUCUACACGUCGGGAAGCACGGGCAAGCCACGGGGCGUGCGACUCACGCACACCUCCAUCGUCAACCGGCUGCGCUGGCAGUGGAGCGAGUUUCCGUUCGCUGCCGACGACGUCGCGUGCCUGAAGACGUCGACGACGUUCGUCGAUCACCUCCAGGAGGCGUUCGGCUCGCUGCUGCGCUGCGUGCCCGUCGUCGUCGUCGGUGCGGCGACGACACGUGACCCGCCCAGCUUCGUCGACGUACUAGAGACGCGAGCUGUCACUCGGCUCGUACUCGUACCGUCGCUACUGCGCAUGCUCCUCGCUUACCUCAAGCUGGACGCCGGUAGGCGGCGACACCUGCGCAGGCUUCGGCUGUGGGUGUGCAGCGGUGAGACGCUGUCCGCCGAACUCCUUCGAGAGUUCUUCGAGCGCUUUCCCAGCGAGCUCCACACGCUCUGUAACCUGUACGGCAGCACGGAGGUGACGGGCGACGUGACGUGCGAGGUGUUCCGCUCGGCGUCGCCGCUGCCGCGAACAGACGGUAAGGUGUCGAUCGGCCGACCGAUCUACAACACGGUCGUCUACGUGCUGGACGCGUCGCUGAGGCACGUACCGACGGGAGAGCAAGGAGAGAUGUACGUGGCCGGUCACGGCGUCGCCGCCGGCUACGUCGGCAGCGCGCCCGACGGACACGAGAACAGGUUCGUGAAGAACGUCUUCUGCGACGUGCCGGGAUACGACGUGCUGUUUCGAACGGGGGACUUUGCGCGGGUCGUCGAUGGAGCGCUGGUGUUCGAGGGAAGGGCGGACGCGCAGGUGAAGGUGCGUGGACGCAGGGUCGACCUCUCAGAGAUUGAAACCGCUGCGAGGUUGUUUGGAGGUACGGACGAACUGGCCGUGCUGUGCCACGACAGCGGGCUAGAUACACAGGUCAUCGUCGUCUACUUCACGCGCAGUUCUCACGAGGUGAGCGAAGACAGCAUGCUCGACCACCUGUCGCGACACCUGCCGGCGUACAUGCUGCCAGACGCCGUGCUGGUCACGCACAUGCCGAUGCUGACGAGCGGAAAGCUGGACAGACAGACGCUCCGUAGCUGGCACACGCAGCGCAGAGUGUCGCGCGACAACGACGCGAAGUCGUGCGACGACCUCUCGCCGGACGAACAGCGCGUCGCCGCCACCGUACUGUCGACCGCCGAACAGCUGCUCGCGCUGCCACCUGGCGGACUACACCUGAACGACGACUUCUUUCGCGUCGGCGGUGACUCCGUCACGGGGGUUCUGUUCGUGCAGCGUCUGGCCGACGCCGCUCUCUCGCUCUCCAUACCGGAGUUUGUCAGCGCGGCGACGUUGAAGCAGGUGGUGCGGGCCGUGCGGCCUGCUCGCGCUGACGUGGCCCUCCCCGACGCACACGCCGACUACAGAGUGAUGCCGAUGUGUGAGUGCAGCGAGCCAACAGCGCUGCUUCACAUCGGAGCGGCCGGAUUCCUCAGUAAGGGAGCCAUGGAUAGUCAACUGGAGGGCCUCACCACCGAACUACACAUUGCCGUACGGAAAUCGCACUGGAACGACAUCGUCAACUCCAAGGAAACUUUUGUAGUCGUCGACGGAGACAACAGAGUGAUCGCCGGCGCCAUCAAUUUCAGCAUGGCCGACGAACCAGCGUGGAUACAUCCUCCAGUGAUGGCGCCACUAGUAGCCGUGCUGGAACGCGCAGAGAGAGAUGUGAUACGGGACAUCGAGCGGAAGGGAAUUCCGCCGGACAAGGUUCUACGCAGUGUCUACAUGGCCAGCGACGUCUCGCUGACCUCCCAGGAGAAUCUUAGACUUAUGAACAUGAUGGUCGAGGAGAUAUACAGGAAAGCCAAGCUGGGAAAGUACGAAUGCAUCGUCACUGUCAAUACGAACCGGGUAAUGCAGGAGAUUUACAAGAGAAAUGGCUACGAGACAGGUCAAACAUUCAUAGAGUAUUGCACCUUCGAAUUCAUGGGAAGGCGACCGUUCUCUCGUCUGCCAGCUGGAGAAGGAGCUGAAUCGGCAAUAAAGUACCUAUAAUCUGUGUGUGUAUAUUUUUGUAGUAGUGUAGUUAGGAGAGCGAGAAACAGUCAGAGUUAGCUGUUAGUUGUUAGCGGAGUACAGAGCGAGUUAGUGGCAAGAGUGUAGUCGGGAUAGUAGCGCAGCGUUUACUGUGUGUGUGUAUCGGAGGAUUGGUUCACUGUGUGUGACACUAUACAAUGCAAAGUGUGGAAUGCCCGUUUUUGAUUGGUCCAUUCCAUCAAUAACUAGACAGUUUUGAUCUGAAUCAUUUUGCCUUGCGCUGCUCCUUGCUCCAUUAUAGUAUUUUCUCAUCCAGCUAAAACAAAUUUUUACUAGGUUUAUUGUUGGAAUCCAUUAUGCAUAUAUACCGAUCACUAGAUGCACACUUACAAUUCUUUUUUGCAGAAUAUAAUAAAAUUGUAUGCUGUACGUGUGUCACUGUUGCAUAUCAACAGACAUUUACAAUAGCAAAUGUUGUGAAACAAGUUUGGUAUCUAAACGUUGCUGCUGCGUUCCGCUGCUGCACCCUUAAACUUGACGUACGUAUAUACAUUAGACGUGUCAUACUUAUUAUAUAGGGGCCUACGUACUUUCUUAUACUAUAUUAUUGUAAGUGUUUUAGUAGUCACGUCAGCAAUACCAGAUUAACAAUAAAUUCUAGAUAUCCAAAUGAUACGAUGAUAUUAUACGAAUUCCCACCUACCUAUAUCAGAAGAUUUUUCUAUGAUGCCCAUAAUUAUUGUCCUUGAGCCAGCAAAUGCAAGCACCAGCGAUACCCACUGACCCAUCAAGUGCAUAAAUGACAGGCUGCUUUCUGCCAAGUAAAGCUGGUAUGCGACAGUAGUCAAUAAUCCAAUAAGAGAGAGAGAGAGAGAGAGAGAGAGAGAGAGAGAGAGAGAGAGAGAGAAAAAUACACACAAUGCGGGCAAUAACGACGAGGUGCGGCCCAAAUCAAAAGUCGUAAUAAUAACCAUAAUACACACUGUAAAUCAUUUCAGAAAUUCUACUUGCCACUGCUCAAAAUUCAUACAUUCUUUAGUUUACUCCAAAAUAUACUAGUGUUAGGUUGUACUUGGCGUGAUCGUAUAGUGUGUACCGGUACUACCGGGUAAUGAUAAAGGUAGUGCGAGGCGCAAAGCAAAGACCAACUAGAGGCGUAACGCACCACAAUCACAUAUAUUGUAAGCCAUAUAUAUCAAUCACAUAUAUCAAUAUAUCAAUAUAUCAAUCAAUCACAUAUAUUGUAAGCCAUUAUGAACACAACGGCAAAGCAACGGUAAAUCAAACGGUAACAGGGAUAUACGUGCGACACGGACAGUUGGGUGAAACAAUGGGGGAGAGGAGUUCUCCCGCUCCAAGCGCGGCGCGCCUUUUAUAUGAGCCCGGCUUUCGCGACCGACAUCCGGGCAUUAUCUUCUCACCUCCUGAGCUUCGCCAGGUCGCAUUCCUAUGCGACUUGCGAUCGUUGCUUCGCGAGCACCGCGUGCCCCCCUCUCCGCACUCCCUCUGUCGACCACGCUAUCUGGUCAGUUUAUUAAACACCUCUGUACGCUCUGUGCGCGACACCUCUGCUUGCUAGGCGCUUUGAAUGAAUAAUGAGUGCGCGCGAUGCUAACUUGCACGCCAGCAUCGCUACACUAGCAUUAACUCUAAGUAUGAGACUUGUGUAAUAAUGUUUAACAAAUACGUAUUUUGUUGACUGCUAUAUAAUAUACGCAGUUGUAA
Priapulus caudatus is the source of this 4510-nucleotide messenger RNA. RefSeq names its product plipastatin synthase subunit B-like. Lineage: Eukaryota; Metazoa; Priapulida; Priapulimorpha; Priapulimorphida; Priapulidae. Bases 152 to 2803 code for a protein of 883 amino acids. The record is from RefSeq and is a predicted model, not a curated record. The transcript has 6 exons.